Messenger RNA from Tetrapisispora phaffii CBS 4417, 531 nucleotides. It is a transcript of the gene BRR6, whose product is annotated as Brr6p. NCBI's taxonomy places the organism in Eukaryota, Fungi, Ascomycota, Saccharomycetes, Saccharomycetales, Saccharomycetaceae. Gene Ontology annotation, biological process: lipid homeostasis; nuclear envelope organization. Gene Ontology annotation, cellular component: nuclear envelope; nuclear membrane. The transcript has a single exon. The record is from RefSeq and is a predicted model, not a curated record. Bases 1 to 531 code for a protein of 176 amino acids.
AUGGAACGGUUGCCAAGUUCUAGGAUUGCACAAAAGCACAAUGCUAAAGAUUCACACAAACAUACUUGGAACGAUCCAGAACAUGUGGGUAAGUUUAUGCUUCUAUUCAUGUACAUGUUCCUGAUGGUAGGGUUUGCUGCUUCAAUACUGUACUUUAUAUAUAUGGUGCGAAUAGAUGUGGACUAUCGUCUACAACAGAGAAACAUUCAGAAUAUAUACAAUUAUGAGCAAUGCAAACGACUUUACGAUGAAAACGAGUGUUCUCCGGAGUCCCGAGUUCCAGCAUUGGAGGCUCUUUGUGAGAAAUGGCUGUCCUGUGCGAAAGAAGCAUCCAUAGACAUUGGAUCCGUUAAUAAUUCUGCAAAGCUUUGGGCUCAAACAGUAGGAGAAGUCAUCAACGAAUUCAUGGAUACAAUUACACUGCGGUCCUUGGUAUUCAUAUUGUUAAUAUUAUCAGCAUCAAUAUCCUUGAUGAGAUAUUCUUAUGGAUCGUAUCAAGUUUACUACUACGGGAAAGAGCAUCUAGACUAA